AUGAGGCGUUCCAAGCUUUUCUUCGUCCUGCUCGCGCUCUCCCUGCUCGUAUCUCUCGCGCUGGCGCCUUCGUGCCGCGCAAAUGAGAUCGACGCGGAAGACAACGCCGACAAUGACGUCGAGGGCGCCGCCAUUUCCGCCGACGCGGCUUCCCCUCCUGGUCUUGUAGGCAAGCUGUUGGGCGCGAGCAGGCGGUUCCUGUGGUCGCCCCGCAUGCUGUCAUGCAAGUCGGACUGUGAGGAGAAGAACAAGAAGUGCAACACUGAUUACAGCAAGUGCAAGCGCGAGAACAGGGACGACGAGCACGAUCACAAGAAGUGCACGCACAAGUACGAGAAGUGCAAGAAGAAGAUCAAGAAGUGCCGCUCCAAGUGCGACUAG
Messenger RNA from Closterium sp. Naga37s-1, 381 nucleotides. Lineage: Eukaryota; Viridiplantae; Streptophyta; Zygnematophyceae; Desmidiales; Closteriaceae. The record is from the annotation of a GenBank genome assembly.